GACGCGGCCACGGCGGCGGGAAGCAAAUUAUCUACGAGCACUUCCCUUAAAAAAAAGUUGACACUCACACUCACACUUGCAGAUGCCUCCACAAGCAGCGACGCACAUCGUUUCAGACCCGGUCGAGGGAGCUUCCCGGGAAUAAGCUGACAGGAGGAUAUGAGCAAAGCGGAUUCCAUGUUGAUUUCUAAUUGGGUUUAUUUUUUCGUUCAACACAGGUGGUUUUCUGUUGCUUUUAUUGCGCUUCGUCUGGUUCAACUUUUUUCUUUUUAAAAACACUUUUUGCCGUAUAUAUGUUGACUGACCAACCGGAUUUCGGCCUGAUCUCAUGUAUUUUGUGUAUUUUAUUAAGUUGUCUGCGUGUGACUGGAGAUACAUGUGACAGCGUGAGACAGACAGGGAACCAUCCUUUUACAUUCCCAUCUCUUGAAUCAUCAUCUUAUAACAGGAGGACUUCAAUGUCUGGAUGCGGAGGAGCGCACUACAACUGCGUCAUAACACCUUGAAACAAAUCCCCCCCCGCCAAAGAAAAACAAAAAACUGAGAACAAAAUAAAAUCUCAACAUCUCCACGUCUGCACUCGCCGUGGUAGGUGCGGAUUUUGACGCUCGCGUUGACAAGUCACUGCAUCAACUGCAGCUGUCAAACUCAUGGGAACCUCCUUUGCCCCGAGCGAAUGGGAGCUGUGCUGAGGCCUCCACUGCGCAUGCGCGAGCGCCGGACAGCUCCAGAGAGGGAAAUUUAAAAACGGCGUUUGGAGAAUCAAGUGCAACACAGAGAAAUACAGUACGUGGGCUCGCGACUGGUUCACACAUUCUUCAUUAUCUCCCAAAACAGUGGUACCACAUAUCCCAGGAAAUGAUAGAAAGUGGAAUAACAUCCAGGAUGUCAGGAAUAAUUGAUAAUGCUGGGCAUCAUCCAUCUCCACAGGACUACAGGCUUCUGACCACAGACCCCUCCCAGCUGAGGGAGGAGGACCUCCCUGGGGACCUGCAGUCUCUGUCAUGGCUCACCUCCGUGGAUGUGCCCCGACUGCAGCAGAUGGCCGAUGGCCGAGGCCACAGUAACGGGCCCUCCCAGGGCAGCCUGUUGGAGCAACAGACAGCCCAGCUGAGUAACAUGUCUGGGAUGACAGCGGGUCAAGGCUCCAUGCUCCACCUGCAGAGCAACAUGCAGCACAGCCCUCUGGGAAUCAGCAUCAUCAACACCCACAGCGGAAGUAUGUCUCCGUUCUCCAUGAAUGGGAUGCCCUCUCCAGGAUACCAGUGUCCUACCUCAGUCUACCAGCCGGCCCCCCAGCAGGUGUACUCUCUGACCCAAACUGGACAACAGUGUUCAAGUGGUGGGCUGUAUAGCAACGUCUCUUUCAACAACCAAAGUAUUUUCACGCAACCUCGCCUGGCUCCACAAGAACAGGAACUGCAGCCCAAGUCUUUCCCCAAGCCAAUUUACUCCUACAGCUGUUUGAUUGCCAUGGCUCUGAAGAACAGCAAAACUGGCAGCCUCCCAGUCAGUGAGAUCUAUAGCUUUAUGAAGGAACACUUCCCUUAUUUCAAGACUGCACCUGAUGGGUGGAAGAACUCAGUCAGACACAACCUGUCUUUAAACAAAUGCUUUGAGAAAGUGGAGAACAAGACAAGCAGUUCAUCCCGUAAGGGAUGUCUGUGGGCGCUGAAUCCUGCCAAAAUUGACAAGAUGGAGGAGGAGAUGCAGAAGUGGAAACGCAAGGACCUCCCAGCCAUCCGCCGCAGCAUGGCCAACCCCGAUGAGUUGGACAAACUGAUCACAGACCGCCCGGAGAACUGCAGACGCAAGGUUUUAGACCCCGGCAUGACCCGUCUGCCCAGCUGUCCCACUGGCCUCGCACUGCCCGUCCCGACCCAGAUGCAACCUCAGCAAAUAGUCACGCUCUCCCUGCCCUGUUUACCCAUGCACCACCACCACCAGCAGCUUCAGGCCCAGCUCCACGCUCAGGCCCGCUUGGCCCCAAUGUCCCCCGCCCCAGCCCAGACACCUCCCCUGCACACGGUCCCGGACAUGUCCCACAGUCCACUCACCCAGCACCCAAGCAAGCCCACGGACGAUUUCUACAGUAUGCACGGGGAUACGCACACGGAGGUGGACGCACUGGACCCCAGCAUCAUGGACUUUGCCCUUCAAGGUAACCUGUGGGAGGAAAUGAAGGACGACAGCUUUAACCUGGAUGCUUUGGGUACCUUCAGUAACUCACCACUGCGACUAUCAGAUUGUGACUUGGGAAGCACCAACCUGACUCCUUCCUCCACUGGAGUGAACAUGUCGCUGUCAGAUGUACAAGUGACGGGCCUCUACACCUCCUACACCACCCAGGACCACCUGUCCUCUCAGUACAUGGGCGCGCCGGCCAACAGCAAGCCCAUCGCCCUUCUAUAAAGCAGCUGAACUUACACCGUCUGUGGAUAUCUGUGGACCCGACUGAAGGAAACUGAGGUCAACGACUGACUUCCGGUUUCUUUUCGAGAUUCCAUAUACUUAGAAAUCACACGGCUCUUUUACAGUCGGCUGGGCACUACUUGGAGAAGGAUGUUUCAACAUCAUUUCCCUUGCGGUCCACAAGAAAAUUGCUACUGCAGAACUAAUACUGCUGACGAAUGGAGAUGUGGCUGCAAGACAAAGUGUGUAAGACCUACGAUAUCGAAGACUCGAAGCCCGUUUGAUUAGGAAGACGUGGAGAUGUGUGUGAGCGUUAGCAUCCGCCUGUUUUUCUACUGUUCACUCUGUUCUGCGUUUCAAGGCCCUUCCGUACUGUAGCUCUGUCUCUUGUCUGUUGUAUUGUGCUAGACAUUAUUGCUGUGAUGUUUUAUUUAUAUUUAUAUAAAGGCAGCUGGAAAAGGCGAUAACUAUCAUCCUUUGCUGUGUAUAUUUGAAUGUUUUACGUUGCUAUUGCCACAGAAAAGCUUUCUUUCAUCUGUAUUUACUCCCUUCAUUCCAAAAUGCAGAUGUGUGCCAACACUUUGAAUAAUCUAAUAAAGAUUUUACACAUUA
Messenger RNA from Gasterosteus aculeatus aculeatus (three-spined stickleback), 3024 nucleotides. It is a transcript of the gene foxn4, whose product is annotated as forkhead box N4. Gene Ontology annotation, biological process: regulation of transcription by RNA polymerase II. Gene Ontology annotation, molecular function: transcription cis-regulatory region binding; DNA-binding transcription factor activity, RNA polymerase II-specific. NCBI's taxonomy places the organism in Eukaryota, Metazoa, Chordata, Actinopteri, Perciformes, Gasterosteidae. The record is from RefSeq and is a predicted model, not a curated record.